AUGACAAAUAAACAGUCGAGUCAAAAUCGUCAAGACCAUCAUUUGACUGUUGAGGUCAUUGCCAUAUCAACCAAGGAAAAUGCUAAUGCGUAUAUUGUAUAUCUAGGAGCACUUCCUGAGAAUGGAUACUCAUCUCCAUCUCAACAUCUCAAAUUGCUACAAAGUCUUGUUGCCUCUAACAAUUCUGCAUCGAGUUUGUUAAUUAGAAGCUAUUCAAGAAGCUUCAAUGGAUUCGCCGCUUAUCUAUCUCUAGCCGAGAGUAGGAGACUGGAAAGUAUGAAAAAAGAAGUGGUCUCUGUGUUUCCAAGCAAUACUUAUGCACUGGACACAACAAGAUCAUGGGACUUUGUAGGAUUGGGUGAGAGAGCGAAACGAGAGAGUGUGAAAGAAAGUGAUGUUAUCAUCGGAGUCUUUGACAGCGGAAUCUGGCCUGAAUCUGAGAGCUUCCACGACCAAGGUUUUGGUCCACCUCCACAGAGAUGGAAAGGUUCUUGUAAUGGUGGCAGAAACUUCACUUGCAACAACAAACUCGUUGGAGCUAGGUUUUACCCCAAAAACUCUGUCUCAGCCAGAGACGACGAUGGCCAUGGGACCCACACGGCGUCCACGGCUGCCGGAAACCCCGUCCAAGCGGCCAGCUUCUACGGCCUGGCUCAAGGCACGGCUCGUGGUGGAGCUCCCUCGGCGAGAGUCGUCGCCUACAAAGUCUGCCGCAAGGACAAAGGCUGCAAAGACGUAGAUAUCCUCGCGGCUUAUGAUGACGCCAUCGCGGACGGAGUUGACGUCAUCUCCAUCUCGAUCUCAAAAGACUCCCCCAAUAUCCUGAGCAAUUCUUUCGCCAUUGGUUCGUUUCACGCAAUGUCUAGAGGUGUUGUCACGGUGGGGUCGGCAGGGAACUUUGGACCAGACCAGGGUACGGUUGCAAAUGUAUCUCCGUGGAUGAUAACCGUCGCGGCCAGUGCUACGGACCGGCGUUUCAUUGACAGGGUCGUUCUUGGUAACGGAAAAACUUUAACGGGUUUGUCAGUUAAUCCAGUAAACUUCAAUGGGACAAAGUUCCCCAUAGUUUACGGCAAAAACGUUUCAAGAACUUGUCCGGAGUUACAAGCCAUCUAUUGCGCCAAAGAUUGUGUGGACAGAGACCUGGUAAAAGGGAAGAUCGUGCUCUGCGACGAGUUCCUAGCAAACAAAGAGCCUUACAAAGCUGGAGCCGUUGGAUCCAUUGUUCUAGACACAUUUACUCGAGACAUCUCCUUUGUCCUCCCGUUUCCGGUCUCUUCUCUGAACCUAGAGGAUUAUGAAUCUGUUAAAUCAUAUGUCAAUUCUACAGAGAAACCAGAAGCGGAGAUACUAAGAAGUGAAGAGAUCAUUGAUAAAGACGCUCCUUAUGUUCCAUCCUUCUCAUCUCGCGGGCCAAGUUUAAUUAUCAAGAACCUAUUAAAGCCUGAUGUAAGUGCACCUGGAUUAGAGAUUCUAGCUGCAUUUUCUCCAGAAGCUUCUCCUUCAGAUAACCCUGGGGACAAGAGAAGUGUGAAGUUUAGUGUAAUGAGUGGCACAUCCAUGGCUUGCCCUCAUGUGGCAGGUGUAGCUGCUUAUGUCAAGUCUUUUCACCCGGAUUGGUCUCCCUCGGCAAUCAAAUCUGCUAUCAUGACAACCGGUAAUGUUCAAAAACCAGAUCUUUCUACGCCCAUGAUGAACGUUAUGAAAAACCCGGACCUAGAAUUUGCAUAUGGAUCAGGCCACAUUAACCCCAUCAACGCCACGGACCCAGGACUUGUGUAUGAGCUAGAGUUACAAGACUACCUCAAAAUGUUGUGUGCGGAGGGUUUUGGUCCACGUUUGCUUACAAAAAUCUCAGGACGGAACAUCACUUGUUCAGAGAGAACAGAAGUCAAGGACCUGAACUACCCAACAAUGACUACAUUCACCUCUGCUCUUAAACCGUUCAACAUCACGUUUACGAGAACCGUUACUAACGUUGGAACACCGAACUCUACCUACAAAGCGAGUGUGUUAUCUUCUCGACCAGAGAUUCAGAUCAGCGUUGAGCCACUAGUUCUGAGUUUCGGUCUUCUGAAGGAGAAGAAAACGUUUGUUGUGACCGUCUCUGGUAAAGGACUGAAAGAUGGAAGUGUUGUAAGCUCGUCUUUGGUUUGGUCUGAUGGGAGUCACAGUGUCAGAAGUCCAAUCGUGGCUUACUCAAUCAACCCCUAUGGCUAA
Molecule: messenger RNA, 2220 nt
Organism: Eruca vesicaria subsp. sativa (arugula)
Lineage: Eukaryota; Viridiplantae; Streptophyta; Magnoliopsida; Brassicales; Brassicaceae
Source: the annotation of a GenBank genome assembly